GUGCGGCGUCACUGGGAGGGAAAGAGAGGUCAGAGAGGGAGAGCGAAAGAGAGAGGGAGACAGAAAGAGAGGGAGCGAACUGAACGGAGCAUCUAAGAGGAUAACUGCCUGUUUGUUCACUGUGUCUCUACUCCUGCUCUCCCUCCCAUUCUGUCUCACACACGUGCCUGCACACACACACACACACACACACACACACACACACACACACACACACACACACACACUGACAUUCACCUGCAAAACCACAGUUCUCAGGCUGGGAGAUGAAGAGGCUCACAGUUGAGGAGAUGAAUUUGGGGAGAAGAGAGUGAAACAGAGGGCACAGCAGAGGGAGUGAGAGAGGGGGGGGACAGAUGGAGUACUCACUGAUUAUACUAGGGAACGGAGGAUCGGAGCACACAAAGCAGCAGUGACAGAGAGGAGUGAAAGAAAGAAAGAAAAAACUGGAGCGAUGUGAAAAUGAAAGAAUACCAAAGAACAACAAACAGGGAGGAGGACAGAGAAGAAGAAGCAUGUGAGUGAAACAGUAAAGUGAGAGAAGAGAAGAAGAGGUGGUGUGUGUGACUCCUCUGUUCAGUGUCCUGAAGGAUAUACCGAGCAUCACUUUACUUCUACCCAAACAGCCCACGACAGAGGGAGAGGAGGACUAGUCCCAGGAGAGGAGGGAAAAGAAAAACAGAUAAUCGGAGGGCAAGUGUAAAAUACUGAUAUAAGGAAUACAUGCUCUUGGUUGGUGCAGUGGAUUAACUGGAACCCAGGCUAUUCUGUUAUCCUGCACAAAGAGUGGAAGAUGAGUCACUAAGAAGAGGUACUGGAAGAGAGAGAGAGAGAGGGGAGAGAAUGUGAGAGAGGAAGAUAGACCAUUAUGGGGAGUCGCACAGUGCUGUCCCACAUCUUACCAAUCCAUUCUUCCUCCAGCCCCCUGGGACAAUGCUAAGCGGACAGGAAGGGCCAGCCUGUAUAUUCGGGGGAUGGGAAGGAUGGAUAAGGUGUAUUCAGAGGAGCUGUGCCUAUUCGCCGGUAGAUACAGUGUCCCUGUCACGAUUCCAUCUCCUGGGAUGUUAUUAGAGGUACGUUGGCGCUGAGUGCAUCCAGGAGUCAUGCAACAUAACUGUGUGCCCUGCUCUCACGCUCACCUCUCUCUUCUGGGUCUUCUGACUUAUUUAAUGUGAAACAACAUGUCCUCUUUUAGAUGUAGAUUUUGUACGAGGCAUACUUUAAGUUGGCACUUGCUCCCAUGUUUAAUGUGCUGACGUUAUUAUACUUUUAUUGCGGCUCUAUGGAACUGCUCUUUAUACGGAAAUCAGGAAGCUGAGUGGACAAAAAUUAUAAGUAAAUUAAGUUCUGUGGACUAUGAGACUCCGGUUCACCCUGAAGACUUACUUUAUGAUGUUAAAGCUCAGAAUACAGUUCUCUCUAUCCAUAGUCUGAGCAAAGCACAGACCUUCUGGCUUUGGUUACAUUUCUCAGGAAGUCAGAUAGCUAGAGAAAACACACACACACACACACACACACCUGAGAAAGGACCAGUCCUAUGGAGUGCUGCAGAAGGGGGAUGGCAGGACGGACGGCACUGCAGUGUGACAGUUAUCUCAAAUCACCUCUAUGAUCACUCAAACCAACAAGCUACAGCUGUCGCCCCAGAUCUGCUUGGUGAUGGAACUCCAGCUCAACAAAUGCGACAUUACAUGUAUCCCAUUGUCAUAGAGAAGAAACGAAUUGUCAACAGACAAAUUGCAUUGAGAUAGAAUAGAAUUACUCCCUACUCUCUGACAGAGGACUUUAUCACGUCAAACGGCCUGCAGGGACUGUGGAUGUCGAGGGGAAGAACAAGACGCCACAGGAGACAUGGUGAGCAAAGAGCCGAAUCACUUGCUCAUUGGCCAAUACACCAACAGCAAGACCGCCGACAAACCGCCUGGCGCCAUGACCGUGCGCUCCGUGCUGCUCAACCGCGACUCGCCGGACAUCGAAAGCCGCCUCAAGCGCCGCCGCAACCGCACCCACCAGGUGCGCUUCAAAGACCUGGAGGAUGGCGUUGUUGGCGGGACCACUGGCGCUGGAACCAAAGGCCCAGAGAGGACUGCCGCUGAGCGUGACAGCCCCCACCCCCUGCGGAAGAACACCCCCAUGAGCCCCAUGACCCCCCAGGGAUGGCUAACAGAGAGGUCAAUGGGGGACGAGGUUUCCUCCAACCAGGCCUCGGUGGUUGGGGCUGUCCGAGGAGAUAUGGCAGACACUAUUGAGGUAGUGGCAGCAUUUUUGGCACGGGCGCCCCCUCACCCGCUUACCCCGGGGCCCACGCGCCGCUGCUGGGCACCACCAUCAUCGCCCCCACGGCCUUGCUCCCUCACACUACCUCUCUCCCGGAGGCAGUGCGCCAGCAUGGCCAUUCAGACCCCCUCCUGCCUCAAGAAGCCCAAGCCACGGGCGCCCUCGGCUGUCAGCACUCGCAACCGAAAUGUGGGGGACUCGGUGGGGGUAAAUGGGGAUGACGAACAGGACGAUAAAAAGGAUGAGUACUACACUACCCACAACCACAUUUCAGAACCUGCAUCUAUAGAUGGAAACGGCCUUGGGUCUAAGGCUAAACAAGGAUUGGUGGACCAACCCCACUGCCUCAGUACUAGCGAGGCUAACACUGAGGCUAACGCCAGCUCCCCUGCUGUUGGGAAUCACGUGGACUCUUCCAGGCAUGACUCUUCUUCUUCCCCUCCCCCAGUUUGGCUUCGGCACACUGCAGAGCCUUGCUACUGCGGUUCUGUGACCUGUGGGAGGGAGGGAUCUAAACGCCAGGGGAGUGCAACUCUGUCCCAAGUAAGGAGGAGAUGGCGCAUGAACCGUGGUAUCAGUGACCCGGGAAGGGAGGUGUCCUACUGUACCACUCCCACACAGACAGACAGUCCCUGUGUCUCCCCUCCUAACUCCCCACCUCCCUCGACUGUGCAGCCCUGCACCUCCCCACCUCCCUCGACUGUGCAGCCCUGCACCUCCCCACCUCCCUCGACUGUGCAGCCCUGCACCUCCCCACCUCCCUCGACUGUGCAGCCCUGCACCUCCCCACCUCCCUCGACUGUGCAGCCCUGCACCUCCCCACGUCCCUCAACUGUGCAGCCCUGCACCUCCCCACCUCCCUCAACUGUGCAGCCCUGCACCUCCCCACCUCCCUCAACUGUGCAGCCCUGCACCACCCAAACACAAACUGACAGUCUCUGCACCUCCCCACCUCCUCCCACCGUGCAGCACUGCGCCUCCCCGCCUCCUCCCACCGUGCAGCACUGUGCCUCCCCACCUCCCUCGACUGUCGAACCCUCCACCCCCAAAACUCAGACUGUGCCUCUCUAUGCUUCCGUACCUAAAACUGUGCCAACCUCCACCCAUCCAUAUUGUGAAACACCACCACUGGUGGCUCUGCCUUGCGCCUCCCCACCCCGGUCUAUCUGUAAAUAUCCCCCGAGAAAAUCAGCGCUUCCUCCAACUGUUCUUCCAUCUAAAGCUCAAACCACUCCACCUCUCGCUACACAAACUGAAACGGUCCCACCCAAACUAACAUGCACCGCCAGAACUACAACCACAGCCUCAAAUCCAAAUUGUCCCACCGCACCACCAUCUCCAACGAUAGCCCCCUGUACAGCCCCUAAUGGCCAUGACCCAAAACCAACUCCUGUUCUAGCCCCCUCCACUGCCCCAACUUGCCCCACCCCAACACCAACUCCAAAUAUAGCACCCUGCACCAUCCUAACACAAACUGCCCUAUCCUGCUCUUCCUUAAAUCAAGUCAUAUCUCCACCUCCAACUGUGACAUCAUGCCACCCCCCAGCCCAAACUGCCCCUGCCUACAUCUCCUUAAUUCAGACCAUACCACCUGGGAACCCCCCAUGUCAGACCGUACCACCCUGCUCCUCCCAACCUCCAGUAGUACCUUCCUACUCCGCCCACAUUCAAAUAAAAUACUGCUCCUCUCCCUCUCCCAUUGUAAAAAGCUGCAACUCCCCGCCUCCAAUGGUAAAACCCUACCAUACACUUCCAACGGCGCCAUCUUGUGCAACUCCAACGAAAACUGUGCCCCUCUACGCUUCCACAUUUCGCCCUGCGCCCCCCUACACCCCCCCGCCUCAGGCCCAACACUGCAGCACUCAGGACAAGAGGGUGAUAGAGUGGGAGUGUAGGGGGGAGAGGAGGAUACUUCCACCACCACCCCCGCCCCCUCCCCCGUACACCCCACGCAAAGAGGGGGUGAGUUGCACCCCAGGCUCGGCCUGCCAAGCGCCCCUGCUCAGGCGGGCGAGUGAGAAGGAGAGGUCAGGAAGAUCAGGGUCACUCCUGCCCUGUCCUCGAGCCAGCUCUCUGAAACAGAGAGCUCAAACACCCUUGGCAGUCCCUCUGAAAGGGAACCAGGCGGACCAGGGCUCCUCGCCCACCAAGACCAUCUCCAGACCCACCUGCCUGGGCCAGGCUCAGGCUCAGCUAGGGGCUCAGCUUGGGGCCCUCCAUAAAAUUCUCUGCUCUGGGACCAACACCCCCAACAGCCAGCAAGCUCUCCCCCCUGGCCAGUGCCUGUCCGGGGCCCGUGGCUGCUCUGGCUCUGGAGGGGGCCCCACGGUUGGGCCCCUGACCUCCACCCAGGCUGACACCCUGAGGCAGGUGCAGGAAAUCCUGGGGGGGCUAGUGUCGGGGGCCAGGAGUAAACUGGAUCCGACCUGGGUAGCAGAGAAACUGAUGGGCCCCAACGGGCCCCUGCACGACAUCCGGAGCCUGCAGACCCAGCUGCACAGCAUGGAGGGGGUCCUAGAGACUAGCCAGAACACCAUCAAGGUCCUGCUGGAUGUCAUACAGGACCUGGAGAAGAAGGAGGCAGAGAGAGAUGGGAGACACUCCUACCGGACGGGUCAGGACAUAGAGAACUGUGGCACGUGCAGAGACUGUGCCUGCAUCAUAUACAGUGUGGAGCAUGACUUCCGGCUGCAGGAGGGGGCAGUAACCCGCACGUGGCGGGUAGGAGACCCUCCAGAGGGCUCCCCCCUAGCCGCUGUGACCCCCCAGCCCACCACGCCACACCGCCAGGACUCACCCCUGCCGGUGACACCGGCACGCCCCCCUCACAGCGGCAAGAAGAGCCGGAAGAAGUGCUUUUGGUUCUUGUGAAUUUUAAAAAGGGGAAGAGUAGGGAAGGACACCAUGAAUUAGGACACUCCUUCUAAAAACUGCGGAGGACUGAGUGGUAGUGUGUAGAGUGUGGGGCCCAGAUAUGGAAGGAGAGAGAAAGAUACAAACAGACGCUCAAAACAAGUGUUAGAAGAAGCAGCAAACAAGAGGGAAAAUGAAAAAAAAAUGAAAAAAAGUGAGGUAUAAAAGGGAUAUUAAAGAGGUAUGAUGGCAGUUAAAGGACCUGGAAGACCCCUAGUGUGGUGGUGAAUGGAAUCUGUUUUGAUCCUGACGUGUUUGAACUGUAUAGAAUGGAGAGUGGAACAUGCAUGUGUUGUCGUAGCGCCAAGAUGCCUCUUCAGCACCUGAGAUCAGUUGUUCGUGCGGGGAGGGAUGCACUGUAAAAUGUGCUGAAGUCUUCUGAAAAACUUGACCUACCUGGUAGAGGCAAUUAUAGAAAUGAAAGUGUAGAAGAUGAAAAGGAAAAAGGUAAGGAGAAAAGAAAGGGAAGUGACUAAGUAUAAAAGGCUAGGGAGUCAAAACGAGAGGAAAAGAAUGAGUGUACAGAGAGAAGAGAGGAAGGAUCCAUCCUCAUCACUAAUGGACAAAUGAGGGUCAGAACACCAGCUUUUAUAUCCAGAGAUGUUUCAGCCAAUCAAUUAUUAUGAUGACCCUUAUUUCAAACUUUUAAUAGAAUUGAUCAUUCAAAAACUACACACACAAGGUCAGGCUGAGAAAUGCACCACAAGAAAAAGUGAGGGUAAAAAAAAGAUGAAAGUGUACAUAAAACAGAGUGAUCUACUGCUUGAAUUGCUAUAUUUCAGAUACGGAUUACUGGUCUAUAAACUAUUU
Oncorhynchus nerka (sockeye salmon) is the source of this 6000-nucleotide messenger RNA. RefSeq names its product mucin-2-like. The record is from RefSeq and is a predicted model, not a curated record. The transcript is spliced from 4 exons. Bases 1852 to 5148 code for a protein of 1098 amino acids. Gene Ontology annotation, molecular function: protein binding. Lineage: Eukaryota; Metazoa; Chordata; Actinopteri; Salmoniformes; Salmonidae.